This is a messenger RNA of Cydia strobilella, 3237 nucleotides long. RefSeq names its product deoxyhypusine hydroxylase (gene nero). Bases 118 to 1029 code for a protein of 303 amino acids. Gene Ontology annotation, biological process: peptidyl-hypusine biosynthetic process. The transcript is spliced from 4 exons. The record is from RefSeq and is a predicted model, not a curated record. Lineage: Eukaryota; Metazoa; Arthropoda; Insecta; Lepidoptera; Tortricidae. Gene Ontology annotation, molecular function: deoxyhypusine monooxygenase activity.
ACAGUUCGGUUCCAAGCCGAAGUCGCAGAAUUGAAUUGAGAAUUUGCAGAUGCAGAUGUUCAUUUGUUUAUUAGUCACAGACCACGUUUUAGUGUUUUCUUUCUGAUUACUUCUACGAUGGUGAACGUUAGUGAAUCUGCUGUUGAGAGUAUCGGCAAGGUUCUCAGCAAUGCUUCGCGGCCCAUGAAAGAGCGCUUUCGGGCGCUAUUUACACUCAGAAAUAUUGGCGGCGAGGCGGCGAUUCAGUGCAUAAGCCAGUGCUUCGGGGAUGAAUCGGUGCUGUUAAAACACGAGCUAGCCUACUGCUUAGGCCAAAUGCAGGAUAAAAGGGCUAUACCGAUUCUGAGGAGCGUGUUGGAGGAUACAAAUCAAGACCCCAUAGUGCGCCAUGAGGCUGGUGAAGCUCUAGGUGCAAUCGGUGAUCCAAAUCUUCGUGAGCUGCUUGAGAAGUACCAACAUGAUCCAGCAGUCGAAGUAGCGGAGACUUGCCAAAUAGCCAUACAAAGACUAGACUGGGUCGCAAAUGAUACUCAGAAAGAGAACCUAUCAAAGAGCUUGUAUGCAUCUGUGGACCCAGCUCCGCCCAGCACAGAGAGUGAUAUUUCCAAGUUAAGUCAGAUACUGAUGGAUGAGACUAAACCUCUAUUUGAGAGGUAUAGGGCUAUGUUUAGCCUUAGAAAUAUCGGGACUAAUGAAAGCAUAAAAGCUUUGGGUGAAGGUUUCAAAGCCAGCAGUGCCCUGUUUCGGCACGAGGUAGCUUUCGUUUUUGGCCAGAUGCAGGAUGAGCGAAGUGUGCAAUUCCUGGUCAAAACCCUGGAGGACACAAAUGAGCAUGAGAUGGUCCGCCAUGAGGCUGCAGAGGCCAUGGGAUCAAUUGCUACUGAAGAGUGCAUUGAGGUUCUGAAAAGGUAUUUAAGUGACCCUCGGGCCGUGGUCCGCGAGAGCUGCGAGGUGGCCCUGGACAUGUCGGAGUACGAGAACAGCCCCGAGUUCCAAUACGCAAACACGUUGCUCGCCGUCCAGGCGUGAGAACCGCGGAUUUAUUUCGCGAACCACGUACGUUGGUUCGUCUAUUUGCAUCUCGCUCUUGCAUAUUCGAGUGAUAGAGAGGCAAAUAGACGAUUCGAUAGGUCGUUUUAAUUUUCAUUGAUAUCUGGGCGCGUCCAUACCUAAAUCUAGCAAAUGCACCGCUAGUCAGCCAUUUGGAUCAUUUGCGAAAGGAUCUGUAAAUGCUCUGCAAUGGCGCGCUGGGGAGCAUUCGAUCUAGACAGACCUUAAGAUUUUAUACAACUAAGCGAGCCAAGUGGUACUUGCCUAUUUUUUUCCAAUUUUUUUUAAAUAAAAAUAUAACGAAAAGUAGAAGUGUGUUUUUUAACAACACAACUACAUUAUUUGAGUUUGUACCGCCUAUAGCGAACGUCCUAACUUUUCCAAAAUGAUGUAAAAUCCACUUUAACCAGGUUUAUGUAAAAAAUAAUUAGCCUCAUGCAUGAAGUUUAUAUUUGAACGAAAUAUGUUUUAUUCGGAUGUUUGUUACCGUUAUAUCAUGUUACAAAUGCAUUUCCGUUUUUAAAUUACCAUUUAAUUACUUAAAAUUAUAAAUAAAAAGUACAAAAAUUUUCCCGCGAAAAGCUAGUGAGCGAAACGCUCGAAACGCCACGUGACGUCACGCGUUCGACAGAUUAGUGUCAUUAGUAGCAAACGUCAGUUGGACCGCCCAACGUGUGACGUUAUCACGCUUUGUCGAAUUCGCGCCAAAAAUUAUGAGCGUUUCAACCGCUCAAAAAAUUUCAACAUUUUAAAUAUUUUUUAAUAAAAUAAUGUUAAGGUUUACAAAAGUAUUUUUAUCAUUUCCGGUGUUCCAACGAUAUAAAUUAUGAAUCCAAAAAUAAAAAUGAAUUCAUGCAUGGAGCUAAUUGAGGUAGUCUUAGCUUUACAAAAUAAACCAUCUGUCUAUUAAAAGCUGCAUGAAUGGAUUGAAAUUCAAUUUCAAUGACAUCAAUAAUUGUGGGUGAUAGUCACACCAAUAUUUACUGAAGACCAAUAUUAUCUGGCUCUAGAGUGCGUGUUCAGAUAUUUUUGAGCAACUCGGCCGCUCUGAUAUAUCUGAUGGCGACUGUCCAACGUGUAUUUACGUCUCACAUUUUGGUUAAUGAGAGAGUGAGACGCAAUGCACAUUGGACAAAGAGAUUGGCAAGUGGAAUACCACCCUGUGUCGAAGUGAGAGUGAAAGAGAUGGUACGAGUAACAUGGUCUCGGUCGUCAGUUUGGUUUGCAGAUAUAGUUUGUCAAAGGGCUGGCUCAUUUCACACAUAGACAGAGAUAAUCAUACUAUCUUUGUCUUACACUAGUACUAGCAACCAAAAGAAAAGGAUGAGUAUAGUUUUCUUUGUUUAUAUUUACUGACAACUUGGUUUAACCAACUAUAGUAUAACAGCAACACUGCACCCUCGGUAAACCUUAUGUCUUUGUAGGUACUAAAGUUUACGAAUAGGGUUGGCAACUGUAUAAAGUUUUUAUAGAUGGCGCCAGCAUAGGUUUCCCCUGUUUCUAGUUUUGUACCACGAGAUCUAGCUUAAAGGCUGGAAUCCGGGUAAUAAAAUACCAAAAUAAAAACAAGAAUUUGACACUAUUCGUACGAUUGACAGGUAAAACCUAUGCUGGCGCCAUCUGUAAAAUACUUCGACCGGCAACCCAAUUGUCAGUUAAAAAUCUGAACUGCAUUUGCAAGAUAGGUUAAAUGUCAAUGUUGGCGAAAUUAUGAUGUAAUUUCUUACUAACAAUAUGUCCCAGUGGUCAUAGAGAAAUAUACUAGUUAAUUUAUUUUUUCUUUAUUUAAAGUAAUUAUCAUGUUAGAUAUUACUAUUUGUUAUUUUAGAUAUUCAGCGUUACCUAUUGAUUCACUUAUUGCUAGCCGAAUAUUAAUGAUUAUGGAUGACCUUUUGUAAUACACAUAGGGUGACUGCUAGUUAUUGGCCACUACAUAGUAAUUGGCCACUCCUAACAAAUCAGUAAGAAACAAGCCAAUUGAAGCCUUAUUGUUAAGAGUGGUCAAUUACUAUUUAGUGGCCAAUAACUAUAGCAGUCACCACUACAUUACUGAGUAAUUGGCCACUCCUAACAAAUCAGUAAGAAACAAGCCAAUUGAAGCCUUAUUGUUAAGAGUGGCCAGUUACUAUUUAGUGGCCAAUAACUAUAGCAGUCACCACUACAUGACUGAAUAAGUAUUAAUUUGAA